Mercenaria mercenaria is the source of this 4080-nucleotide messenger RNA. Its product is annotated as heat shock 70 kDa protein 12B-like. The coding region runs from base 1786 to 3552 and encodes 588 amino acids. Lineage: Eukaryota; Metazoa; Mollusca; Bivalvia; Venerida; Veneridae. Gene Ontology annotation, molecular function: ATP-dependent protein folding chaperone; ATP binding. The record is from RefSeq and is a predicted model, not a curated record. The transcript has 8 exons.
ACCCGAAAACAGAUUUCUGUGGAUAAGUAGAUAGCCGGGUUUACAGAUCCAGGUGUUCACCCAGGUAAAAGGUCUUCUGAGGGUAAAUUUAGUUGCUUCAAAGAUCUAGGGUCUUCUGGGGGUACAAGUAAUUGCUCCAGGAAUAUGUCGCCAGAACUCGAAGAUAUAUUUCUCAAGGCAUAAACGCCUAGAGUAAAAAGCUUACAAGCUUGUAUAUAUCCUUCUAAAAUUCAAUGUACGUCAAUAUAUACUUCUUGUGUGCGCUAAUUUUUGUCCGAAACAGUCACAGUAUACAAGCUUAUAUAGGCGGGUAAAAUUAAAUAAGGAGGAAAAGAAAACACUUCCUAUGGGCAACUGCAUUAAAGUGGGAAGCUUUAUAUUCUUAAAUAAAUUUGCACUAACAUUUUAAAUAUGGAACACAAUACGUUUUGUCUAAUAACAUUUCUCAAUGAGGAACAUUAGCUUGUUACUUCCCUUGAAAAGUUGUAGGAUAAAGCGCAAGGAUAAUCCAAUACUACAUUGGUCCCUUUCAGUUGGAUUCUUCUGACUUUUUCUUUUCAACCUUUGUCAAAGAUGUUGUGGUUGGUCAAAAUAAAUUUGCUUUUUAUGCGUAGGUUUCUAAAUAAAAAUUAUUAACCAAACCUAAAUUUAACAGAGGGCCACUAAAAGAAAACCUGUCCUUUAUCAUUUUUCAAUCCAAUAAAUUUUAUUAUAGAUAUUGCUUUUGAAACUUACAAAGAUGUCAACGAUAAAAACAGAGAUAGGACCAAUCUACUUCUUGGACUUUAUAAAGGGAAGUAACUGACUAAUGUUUCCCAUUGUUAUGGAUGUUUACGCAUAGCCUACGCGUUUAAUGCCAAUCUCUAACAACUGCGUCAGGAAGUCGACUCUUUUGGUUUAGUGAUUAGAGCAUUGGAUUAUCACCCGAGCGACCAGAGUUCGAAUCCGGCCACAGGCGGUUGGGAAUUUUCGUCAUAAAAUGCUGUUUUUCUAUUUAUUUGUUACGACUAAAAGUUGUAAGACAAUGAUAAAAAAAUGCAAAAAAAGAUGAUGCGAUAAUUUCUUGAAGAAACAGAUGUGAGAAAGGGCACAAUAACCAGAGGAUCCGUUGACUUUUCAAGAUGAAUGCCAGUGACUGUACGUAAAAUAAUUUUAACAAUUAUUGUGAACAAAUAUUUCUUAUUUACUUAACCAAAUGGAAACUGACUUCACUUCUCUUAUACUAACGUGGCGACGUACACUGCGAACAACUGGGCAUCGAGCGCGAUUUUAAUAGCUGCAGAAUUUAUUUCAAAGCCGAUCCAUAAAUAACGCAAUGCAAGCAUACAUUUGAUGAUGAGCAUAUAGGGAUAUAAGAAUAUAGGUAUGCAAUGAGCAAGAAUGUUGGAUAUCGAAUGUAUUAUUUUACUUUUCAAAAUAUAAAACAACGAUAGAUACUUUUUCAUAAUUUAAAAGUUAGAUAUUAGAUAAAAUUAUUUUCGCUAACAUCUGCAUAGGUGAACUUAAUUGAUUAGCAAAAACAGGCCAACACCCGUAUAUUAAAAGCCCACCGACUUUUCGUUGUUUACCUUUUCUUUCUUCCGCAUUGUUUUCCAAACAAUAUCAGAUAAUUAUAUAUGCAUCGUCACGAGAUAACAAAAUAAAAGAUUAAAUGUUUACAAAUACACAAGUUAAUAUACAAUCUAUCUCUACUGUUGUGAUUUCAUGGAGGAAUAAACCAAACAAAGAGACACGAAGAGCAUAAUGCCAGAGCUUAGGUGAUAAGAGAAAAAAUGAUAACAUAAAAUGGGAGGAAAGGCAUCAAAAAAUAGGGAUAAUGAAGAAGCAGUCAUCCGGCCAAAACAGUUGACGCAAACGAUUAUUCCACACAAAAAAAGUAAUGCCCUCUUGGUCGCCGCCAUUGACUUUGGUACAACGUACACUGGCUUUGGUUACUCAUUCAAAAAUAAUCCAGACCAUUUCUUUGCAAACUGGCACGGUGGUAUGGAACAGCUACAAGAAAAGAUUCCGACAGCCGUAUUAAUGAACCCCAAAAAAGAGUUUCAUUCCUUUGGGCACGAGGCAAACAAAACGUACAUGCAGCUUGUGCAAGAAAACAAGCAUCAGGAUUGGUAUUAUUUUAACAGAUUCAAAAUGAAACUGUUUGUGAAACAAGAACCACUUACGAAAGACAUGGAAAUUGAAGACUUUCUAGGGAAGCCUAUGAUAGCAAUGGAAGUAUUCACUGCAGCGAUAAAAUAUAUCCGGGAGCACAUGCUUACUAUUCUAAAUGAUCCAGAUCGUAAAGACUUAGCAAUAAAUGGUAUUACAGAUAUACACUGGGUUCUGACAAUUCCAGCAAUAUGGGAUGAUCUCUCCAAACACUUCAUGAGAGAAGCAGCACAGCAAGCCGGUAUACCAAGCGAUAUGUUGACACUAGCUCUCGAACCAGAGGCUGCAUCGUUGUUUUGUAAGAAGGAUUUACAGAGUACAGAUUGCCGGUACAUCCUUAUUGACCUUGGAGGUGGCACAGUGGAUAUAACAUGUCAUGAAGUGAGCAGUAACGGAUCACUUACCGAAUUGCAUCCGCCAAUUGGUGGGGACUUCGGAGGUACAAGUGUUGACAACAAGUUUGUAAGUGUUCUUAAUAGAAUAUUUGGUGCAGACAUCGUACACCAAUUCAAAAUAAAAUACACCGAAAGUUAUUGGGAGCUGAUGUCGGGCUUUGAGUUGAAAAAGCGUUCCUUUGGCGGAUCAGGAGAAGUUAGACUAAAGUUCCCAUUGUCAUUGGUACAACUUUACGACAACAUUGUCGGGGAAUCUUUAACAAAAAGUCUUGAGCAGUCUACAAUAGCCGAAGUUGUUCAGUUCAAAACUGAUAAAAUGGUCCUUGGAGAAACGCUGAUGAAGGAUUUGUUCAGUUCCUCCGUGAAAGAAUUGAAACAAGCGACUGAUGGUAUUCUUAGCAAAGUAGAAAAUAUUGAAAAUAUAAUAUUGGUUGGCGGAUUCUCUGAAUCACCCUAUAUACGGAAAAUGAUGCGAGAACAUUUUGGCAACAUUCUUGUUCUUCCAAAAAGCCCAUCGAUAGCUGUUCUUCAAGGUGCAGCUCUUUAUGGCCAUGAGCCGACAGCAAUUUCUUCAAGAAAGUGCAGGUACACAUAUGGAAUAUCCCGCAUGGAGAGGUUUAACGAAAGAAAACAUCCGGUGAAUAAAAAAGUGGAAAUAGGUAAAUACACUUACUGUGAUGGUGUUUUCUGUAAACAUAUUGAGAUUGGAACAGAAGUAAACGUCAACAGGCCAGACCUUGCGAUAGAGCAUGAAUACUUCCCAUCCUCGUCUGAACAAAGUCUUGCUAUACUGGAAGUUUACAGAUCAUGCAAGAAAGAUCCUGUAUUUGUAGAUGAAACCGACUGUCACCUGGUAGGUUUGAUUAAAGUGCAGAUUAACACUAAGGGUGAUAUUUGGACAAAGCUGAUGGUCAAGUUGAUUUUCGGAGGAACAGAACUUAUUGUAGAGGUUAGAGACGAGAAAAACAGCACUGUGACCACAGGGUCGGUUGACUUUCUGGGAUAAGCAUACUCAAAGCUUAGCAAAGAAACUGACUGAUAUUGUGUCUUACAUUUAACAAAUACUGUUGCAGUUCUGUAUUUCACUGAAAUGAAUUUAAUGUAUCGGAGUUUUGGCGGCAAAAUACGGAGAAAACAAAACACAUGCUAUUAUGUCUUGUCUGACAAACUAUGGUAUUGUUUGUUUUUUUUUUUUUAAAUUGAUGCGAAUAUUAUUACUCUGGUUUAUGCACAGUGGAGAAAAUAGUGAAAACUUUGUCUUUUAAGCAUAGAAAGCAUGUUUUGAUAUGACUGUGUUAGUAUAUUGAGUGACGUUUUACCACUGACUGGAUAUGUACGUAUUCAAUUCAUUACUUUUAAAAGAACUGAUAUCAUGUCUAUGUAUUCUUUACAAGGUAUAAAGACAUAUUCAGUGAUGAUAUGUUAGAUCAUCCUUGGCUAUUUAGAUUAAUACCAAGUGUAAUUCAUAUCUCGAUAUUCUAAAACUGAUCCUGGACCGAUGAUGAUAGCAAAUCUAUAUUAAACGUUAUAAAGU